AGUUUAUGUAUGUUGAGAAGAAACGACAGAUCUGUUGCUAAUAAUCAAACUAAUAAACAGUUCUUAUUGUUGUUAUUGUUAUAUUUUAUAUUCAGAUUUCGGAAAACUCAGCUAUGUUAGUAAUGCGGCGACACUUUCUUAGGUUGUUUAGGCUACGAAAUUUGCUUAUGCUAACCAUCCUCGUCAUUCUGCUGUAUAUAGUGAAGGCGUUCAAUGAGAUUAAUAGGGUAAACAGUGGUGUGCAGGGAAAAGCAGCAGUUGUUAAGGAUUCAUAUCCUGAAAGAGAUUAUUUUGUACCCACCAGUCUUAAGAAAAUAGAUUGGCACAACUAUAAACAAAUCGAAUAUGAGAGUACGCGUCAAGGAAUUGGAGAACACGGUGUGACCGCUCAGCUGCCGAAAUCGAAGGCUGCAUUAGAGGAACAACUGUAUUCCGUGAACGGUUUCAACGGGGCGCUGAGCGACAAAAUCCCGUUGAACCGUUCCCUCCCGGACAUAAGGCACCCCGGAUGUAAAAAGAAACUAUACAUAGAAUCAUUGCCGACAGUCAGCGUUGUCGUGCCCUUCCAUAAUGAACACUGGAGCACUCUACUCAGGACUGCGUACAGCGUCAUCAACAGGUCUCCGGAGUUUCUCAUAAAGGAGGUGUUCCUAGUCGAUGAUGCCAGUACAAAAGAAUUCCUGAAACAGAAGCUAGAAGAUUACCUAGCACACCACCUGCCUAAAGUGAAAGUCCUCAGAUUACAAGAGAGGAGUGGCUUGAUAGCGGCGCGGCUGGCGGGGGCCCGGGUGGCGAAAGCUGACGUUCUCCUCUUUUUGGACUCUCACACGGAAGCGAGCGUCAAUUGGUUGCCACCAUUGUUAGAACCGAUAGCACUCAACUACCGUACGGUUGUCUGUCCGUUCAUUGAUGUGAUCGCGUACGACACGUUCGAGUACCGCGCACAAGACGAAGGCGCCAGAGGUGCUUUCGACUGGGAACUGUUCUACAAGCGACUGCCCGUACUGCCCAAAGAUGAGGCCAACAUGCCGGAGCCUUUCGAGAGUCCAGUUAUGGCGGGCGGCUUGUUCGCGAUAUCGCGUAAGUUCUUCUGGGAACUGGGCGGGUACGAUCCCGGCUUGGACAUCUGGGGCGGAGAGCAGUACGAACUUAGCUUUAAGAUAUGGCAGUGUGGGGGGAGAAUGGUGGACGCGCCGUGCUCACGGGUGGGUCACAUCUACCGCAAGUUUGCUCCCUUCCCCAACCCUGGCCACGGAGACUUCGUUGGCCGGAAUUAUCGACGAGUCGCUGAAGUCUGGAUGGACGAGUACGCGCAGUACCUGUACAAGAGGCGCCCUCAUUAUUUGAAGAUCGACACCGGGGAUAUCUCCGAGCAGAAGGCCCUCAGGAAAAAGCUCGGCUGCAAGUCGUUCCGGUGGUUCAUGACUCAGAUAGCGUUUGACCUGACAGCAAAAUAUCCGCCCGUCGAGCCCGAGCCUUUUGCCGAGGGACGCAUAAGGCCCGUGUCACACCCACACCUAUGUCUCGACAUGCACCGAGGCGAGCAGAAGGAUAUCUUGUUGAUCAAGUCGUGUAUGCAGUCAGCCUCCACUGAACAGCAUUUUGUCCUCUCCUGGCACAAGGACAUCAGGUCAAAGGAUAGGAACAUGUGCUGGGACGUUCCCGAUUCCACGCCGAAGCGUCCUGUCCUUUUCUACUCUUGCCACUUGGGCGGUGGCAACCAGCUGUGGCGGUACCAUUUGGACACGAAGCAGUUGAAGCAUGGUGGUAACAACAACUGCCUCGACUGGGAGAAGGCUACACGCAAUGUGUUCAUCAACCGCUGCAGCGACGCCAUGUCCCAGCAGUGGGAAGUGGACAGAGUCGACGCGCAAGCAAUGAAGAACUGGGAUAAAAUGCUUCUAAAAGUCACAGGGCCCGUUGAAGACUACUGAAAUUUGAGAACUGCCGAUUUUGGACUCGUUGAUGAUGAAACCUUACCUCCGGACUUGAUAGAGUGACUUGAAGGUGGACUUUGAUGACUGCUACUGGAACUCCUCGACGAGGAGAACUAGGUGUACCGAGUUUGGGCUCGUUUUGUUAGUUAAGAAUUGACCUUACCUCCGGACUUGAUGGAGUGACUUGAAGGUGUACUUCGGUGACUACUACUGGGACUCUUUUACGAAUAGGACUACAAUUUACAUUUGGUUUUUCAUUUUUUCACUAUCAUAUGAGCAUUAUGUUUAAUUAUUUAUUAAAAUUAUCGAAAAAUUGGAAGUAUAGUAAUAAGGUUAUGAGUGAAAACUUGUGUGUAUUUAAACUACUUAAAAAAUUAGGUAUAAUCAUGUUAUACGUAUUUUUUAAUGCGCUUAAGGCAUGCACAAUUAGAUUUACCAAUAGUAUUUUUAUUAUUUUUUACAGUGUUUGUUAAAUAAAUGUUUUUCUAUUCUACAUGAACCAUCAAAUGACAACACAACUCCAGUAGUUUAAAUUUUUAAACUACUGGAGUUGUGUUGUCACUUGUUGGUUCACAUGGCCACUGAAUGCAAAACUACAACUCUUCUAGGCACCCUCAACAUUUUUUUCAACUCUUGUUAACAUAUCUGGGCACAUUAAGAAAUCAUAAAAAUACCUGCGGGCAACUCCAAUAUAAAUCUAACAAUAAAGAUAAAAUGCGGCACUUAACAAGGCGGCGCGACACAAAGGCGACCGUAUCUAAGCGAACAGACUAUAACACGGAUAAAUACCUACUAUACAUUGAGUAUAACUAAUCUUACGGAUUUUAUCUCGUUUACUUAAAAAUAAUAGCUUUGAUAAUGUCAUGAUUACCUUAGCAUGUUCUUUAAUAAAGAGCAAUGGCAGACUUUCAUACAUAAAAUUAGUUGAGAAGAAAUGGUAGCGUCUAUAUACCAAAAAUAUCUUAAAAUGUUAAGCGUCAGUCCCAUAAUAACUCUGUCGAAGAAUUUUGUACUGAGAAGGCGUCAAAAAAAAGAUAUUUACAUUUGAACCUUUUUAGGUUAUGUCCUAUGUCACUUGGAAAAAGUCACGCUUCCUGUGGUUGUUUGAUGUUAGCUUAAUACAUAAUACAUAAUUGAGAGUUUUUAGAUUAUUGUAUCUCUAUUAUAUAUUUGCAUACUAUAAAUGUAUAUUUUUGGCAUGGCUCCAGGGCUUUUGUACCAUAGUGACAUUCUCAGAAGGGCUAGAACCCAGAGCCGUAAAGCCAGUAAAAAAAACAGUGACAUUUUAUUUUAGCUAGUGUUGGCAUAACAUUAAAUGGAAUUGUUACAUAGUACUACGAUUGAGAUAAUGUAUUAUUGUAGGAAAUUCUUUGUAAGAGACUUAUUCUCAGCCAUAUUACUUUUAUUUUUGUUAUUACUGAUAGUACAGUUAUUAUUAAUAAUAACUUAAUAUAAAAAUAUUUUGUGUGUUGUGUUGGUAGUGUUACAAAGUGUAUACGAAAAUAGUAUGAAUAUACUAAAUGGCAACAUUUGAAUAGAGUAAAAUGAUUUCAGUCAUUUGAUAUUCCCAAAAAUGUUUGUUUUUUUCUGUGGCUUUAAUUAAAAUACAUUUUUAUUUGAAAAGUCAUAGAAAAAUAAUAAAACUCAUUUUGUAUAUAACUUAUUUCUAGACGCUAUAAUUUUUGUCAUCUAUUUUUCUGCCAUUGCUCUUUACACAACUAAAACAAAAUAUGCAAUUAAAUGUUUUGCAAACUCCGUCUGUCUUCUUUGUUGGUCUGAGGCUUAUUGUUAAAUUUGAGUUGCAUAAACUGUCACUAUAAUUCGAAUUAAAAUCCAGAAUCUUAAUAAUUAAUUAAUAAAAUAUAACAUAUUUCCUAUACCUUACUUUUAAGUAUUUUUAUGAAUAAGACCGAAAUGUUGAAAUGGAAAUUAUAUACAAAAUUGGGUAGUCGACACGAACAUGAAUAAUUAAGUAUUAUAUAAUAUUAAUUAAUAAUUAAUCGAGUUAAAAUAGAUUAUUAGUCUUUAACAAGCCCAAGUACCCAAGUAGUCUCCAUCAAGCCCUUUAGGCUACGGAGCGUGCCAAAGAAAUAGACAUACAUACAUACCUACCUACAUAUCUAGCUAGCUACAUAUAUACAUACAUACUCGUAAAACAGUCCCUCCUCUGCAAGUCAGGUCUGUCAGUCAGGCAUUUGUAUGUUUUUAUACAAAUAAGAUGAAUAUUUGACAUAACAAUAAUUAUGACGUUAUUACACUUACUAUAUUUUCAUACAAUUACAUUAAAAUACUUUUAUUUCAUUAACUUUAUUUAAUUUGCCUACUAUUAUAAGUAUUUCAACUGACUAGUGUCAAAUACCCAAUUGUUUUUAGUAACGUCGUUAAGUAUUUGCACAUAUUAAAAUGUUUAUAUUUUUUAACUAUUGAAAUAGAGGCUUAUUGAUAAGCUGUCUGACUGUUUAAGAAUAUUUUGAUUUGUUUGUUGUAGUGUUAAUGUAACUCGACUUUAUUUAAGAUAUAUUAGUGUUUUGAGCUUUUGUAUAUAAGGUUUUAACGUCCAAAUGAAGUUCCAUUGUUAGUUUUAUUGCGAAACAUAUCACUAGUUGUAUGCCAGCACUUUUGAAAAUAAAUAUUUUUACAAUUU
This is a messenger RNA of Parnassius mnemosyne (clouded apollo), 4581 nucleotides long. NCBI's taxonomy places the organism in Eukaryota, Metazoa, Arthropoda, Insecta, Lepidoptera, Papilionidae. The record is from the annotation of a GenBank genome assembly.